AUGGAACAUAUUUCAUCAAACAAAGCACAAGCGUUCUUCGUAGACGGACCAGGAGGGAUAGGAAAAACAUUCUUAUACAGAGCUCUAUUAGCAACAGUAAGAUCGAGAAACCUUGUGGCACUUGCAACUACUUCAUCGGGUGUUGCCGCUUCCAUUCUCCCAGGGGGUCGUACAGCACAUUCACGUUUUAAGCUUCCACUUGAUGCCAACGAAACAACCUCAUGUUCCGUUAGCAAACAAAGUUCUCUUGCAAACCUUCUACGAGCAUCAAAAUUAAUAAUAUGGGAUGAGGCUCCAAUGACAAGAAAACAACACAUAGAAGCAUUGGAUAAAAUGCUACGAGACAUAAAUGAUUCGGACACACCUUUUGGUGGAAAGGUAAUUAUUUUUGGAGGAGAUUUUAGACAGGUAUUACCUGUUGUCCGAAAAGGAACAAGACAGGAGCAGGUAAAUUCUAGCUUGGUUCACUCAUACUUGUGGCCCACCUUCACCAAGUUCUACCUAAUUGAAAAUAUGAGAGCAAGACUGGACCCAAUAUUCUCUGAUUACAUAUUGUCGGUCGGCAAUGGAAUGCCACCGAUCACCGUCAAUGACACCUUACAAAUCCCAAGUAAUAUGCUCAUUCCUUAUCACGACGACAACACAUCUUUAAACCUCCUAAUAGAAAAUGUCUUCCACAACAUCCAUCACUACCCAGAAAAUGUGUCUACCAUGAUGAAUCGAGCUAUAUUAACACCAAAGAACUCUUUUGUCGAUGAAAUUAAUUUGAUGUUAAUUGCACGUUUCCCGGGAGAAGCACAUCACUACUACAGUCGAGUUGAGGCUAUAGAUAGCACCGAGCAAUCAGUUAUGGAAGAUUUCUUAAACACUCUUACACCAAACGGCCUUCCUCCACAUGAAUUGCAACUAAAGAGGAAUUGUCCAAUAAUGUUACUUAGAAACAUUAAUCCUUCAGAUGGACUCUGCAAUGGAACCCGUUUAAUUUGUCGAGCAUUUGAACCAAAUGUGAUAGAUGCUGAAAUUGCUGUAGGACACCAUAGAGGAAAAAGAGUCUUUAUACCAAGAAUACCAUUCUUACCCAAUGUGGAUGAAAAUAGCGGCUUUCCAUUUAAACGAACACAAUUCCCCAUAAGAUUAAGUUUUGCUAUGACAAUAAACAAAUCGCAAGGCCAAACGUUAGAUUAUGUUGGAGUUUAUUUGCCACAACCUGUUUUUUCACACGGUCAGUUAUAUGUGGCAUUGUCAAGGGCAAAAACAUCGUCUACAGUGCGUGUAUUAAUACGACCUGUGACCACAGGCCAGCACGAUAAGGACUACACCAAAAACAUAGUCUACACAGAGUUAUUAGAAUUAUCAAGUUCAAACUAA
This is a messenger RNA of Cannabis sativa, 1368 nucleotides long. RefSeq lists its product as uncharacterized. The record is from RefSeq and is a predicted model, not a curated record. The transcript has a single exon. Gene Ontology annotation, biological process: telomere maintenance; DNA repair. Gene Ontology annotation, molecular function: DNA helicase activity. NCBI's taxonomy places the organism in Eukaryota, Viridiplantae, Streptophyta, Magnoliopsida, Rosales, Cannabaceae. The coding region runs from base 1 to 1368 and encodes 455 amino acids.